AUGGAGCAAUCCCUCGGGCUCUGCACGGGCGUCACGUGGGCCCAGAAGUCGGAGGCCACCCCGGCAGCUGGGCCGGAGACGGCGACGAAGGGCGUCCCGGCGUCCGGGUCAUCGUCGGCGCUGGGGGCCUCAGAGGAGGUGCUGGCCGCGUCGCGAGCGGCCAGCGGGGAGUACGCCUUGCAUCUCAACGCCUUUCGGGUCGCCGCCUACAAUCGUCUCCUGGGCAAGCACCGGGAGCUCAUGGAGCAGCUUGCCGCCAAGGAAGAAGAGCUCCGCGUCGCCGCAUCCGAGGUGCUGUCCUGGCGGACUUGUCUGCUCCGGGCCGGUCAUCACUACGACCGGCUUGUCGCCGACACCGGCGGUCUUGGCGUCGAGGCGGCGCAGGCGAGGGCGGAGGCGGCCGCGGCUCGGCGGUCUCUCGACGAGGCCAACCGGCUGCAUGAGCAGCUGGCGGGUCACAAGAGCCGCCUCGAGGCCGAGGUGGAGCUCCUUAAGGCGGAAGCCGCCAAGGUGGCAGAAGCGCAGCAUGCCCUGGUGGAGGCGGACCAGCAGCGCGGCCAGCUGGCCGACGACAAGGGCCGGCUCCAGGCGGAGGUGGAUCGCCUGCGGGGGCAGGUCACCACGGCUGAGUGGGCCCGUCAGGACGAGGCCCGUCGCCGCGAGGCGGCCGAGAAGGCGGCCGAAGACAAGGAUGCCGAGCUGAAGGCGGCCCUUGCCAAGGCGGCCGAUCUGGAGAAGGCGCUCGAGGAGCGCGACCGCGCCAUCGAGCUGGAGCGGCGUGGGGUCUUCCCAGAGACGCAGUGA
This is a messenger RNA of Aegilops tauschii subsp. strangulata, 804 nucleotides long. NCBI's taxonomy places the organism in Eukaryota, Viridiplantae, Streptophyta, Magnoliopsida, Poales, Poaceae. The record is from RefSeq and is a predicted model, not a curated record.